AUGAGAUCAAGAUUUAAAGUAAUAGAAGAGGAAUGUAGCAAGUUUUCCUUCCUUUGGUCUUUACAGAAAUCUCAAACAGACCAAGAACUAGGUUUAAAAGCUGAGAAUCUGGCUAAACUUUACCCAGAAGACUUAUGUAAAAACGAAUUUUCUGAUGAAGUUCGGCAUUUUUUUUCCGUAAGAAGAAAUAUUCUAGCCAGCGAAAAGCCUGUCGAACUUCUAAAUGAAGUUUAUGCAAAGGGGCUGCAUUCAAUAUUUCCGCAAGUGUGUGUUUCUCUUAGAAUCUUUCUAACAUUGCCCGUUUCAACAUCUGAAGGAAAAAGAUCUUUCAGCAAGUUAGCUAUCAUCAAAGAUUAUCUUCGUUCCACAAUGGGCCAGGAGCGAUUGUGCUACUUGAUGAUCCUUUCAAUCGAAUCAGAUUUAGCCAUUAACGUUAAUUAUGAAGAAGUUAUUUCAAAUUUUGCUGCUAAGAAGGCCCGGAAGAUGUGUUUGUCAAUUAAGAAUUGA
This is a messenger RNA of Hydra vulgaris (swiftwater hydra), 507 nucleotides long. RefSeq lists its product as uncharacterized. Gene Ontology annotation, molecular function: protein dimerization activity. The record is from RefSeq and is a predicted model, not a curated record. Lineage: Eukaryota; Metazoa; Cnidaria; Hydrozoa; Anthoathecata; Hydridae.